AAGUUUAAAUGAGGGAUGUUCAUUGGAUCGACUGUAAGUGUCGCUGACUCGUACGUGGUGCGAUAUUGAGUUGUGAUCAUUGCGUGUACACUUUCUUUUGCAUUCAAGUCAAAUAAAUAAUGAGUGAACAGAACAGCGGUGAGGAUUUAGCAACAGCAAUCCUUCGAAAGAAGGAUAAGCCAAAUAGAUUAUUAGUUGAUGAAGCUAUGGCAGAUGAUAAUUCUGUUGUGGCUUUGUCUCAAGCAAAGAUGGAUGAAUUGCAAUUGUUUAGAGGAGAUACAGUGUUACUAAAAGGCAAACGACGUAAAGAAACAGUAUGCAUUGUACUUUCUGAUGACACUUGUCCAGAUGAAAAAAUUCGUAUGAAUCGUGUCAUUAGAAACAACUUACGAGUUCGCUUAAGUGAUAUUGUUUCUGUACAUGCAUGUCCAGAAGUUAAAUAUGGAAAGCGCAUUCAUGUACUACCAUUAGAUGAUACCAUAACUGGUCUUACAGGGAAUUUGUUUGAAAUUUAUUUAAAGCCAUACUUUCUGGAAGCAUAUCGUCCUAUUCAUAGAGAUGACAAUUUUAUUGUACGUGGUGGUAUGCGAGCUGUAGAAUUUAAAGUUGUAGAAACAGAUCCUGGGCCAUUCUGUAUUGUUGCUCCAGACACAGUUAUUCAUUGUGAAGGUGAUCCGAUUAAAAGAGAAGAAGAAGAGGAGGCGUUAAAUGCAGUGGGUUAUGAUGAUAUUGGUGGUGUUCGCAAGCAGUUAGCUCAAAUUAAGGAAAUGGUAGAGUUACCCUUGCGACAUCCAUCUUUAUUCAAGGCUAUUGGUGUGAAACCACCGCGCGGUAUUCUCUUAUAUGGGCCUCCUGGUACAGGAAAAACUCUUAUUGCUCGUGCUGUGGCAAAUGAAACGGGCGCAUUCUUUUUCCUUAUCAAUGGUCCUGAAAUAAUGAGUAAACUUGCUGGGGAAUCUGAAAGUAACUUAAGAAAAGCAUUUGAAGAAGCUGAGAAAAAUUCCCCAGCUAUAAUUUUUAUUGAUGAACUUGAUGCUAUUGCUCCAAAAAGAGAGAAGACACACGGAGAGGUAGAAAGACGUAUAGUCUCACAACUGCUCACUUUAAUGGAUGGUAUGAAGCAAAGUUCUCAUGUCAUUGUAAUGGCUGCUACUAAUCGUCCAAAUAGCAUUGAUGCAGCAUUGCGUCGUUUCGGGCGUUUUGAUAAAGAAAUUGAUAUUGGAAUUCCUGAUGCUACUGGCCGCUUGGAAAUUUUAAGAAUUCACACUAAAAAUAUGAAGCUUGCUGAUGACGUCGAAUUAGAGGAGAUUGCAUCAGAAACCCAUGGUCAUGUUGGAGCUGAUUUAGCUUCAUUAUGUUCUGAAGCAGCAUUACAACAAAUUCGUGAGAAAAUGGACCUGAUUGAUUUAGAAGAUGAUCACAUAGAUGCUGAAGUUUUAUCUUCUCUUGCUGUUACAAUGGAUAAUUUCAAGUAUGCAAUGACCAAGAGCAGCCCAAGUGCUUUGCGAGAAACCAUUGUAGAGGUACCAACUGUUACUUGGGACGAUAUUGGUGGUUUACAAAAUGUUAAAUUGGAAUUGCAGGAAUUGGUACAGUAUCCAGUUGUACAUCCUGAAAAGUUCCUGAAGUUUGGCAUGCAACCAUCACGAGGUGUGUUAUUUUAUGGACCACCAGGUUGUGGUAAAACAUUAUUGGCUAAAGCCAUAGCCAAUGAAUGUCAAGCGAAUUUUAUUUCUGUAAAGGGACCAGAAUUGUUAACAAUGUGGUUCGGUGAAUCUGAAGCUAACGUCAGAGAUGUUUUUGAUAAAGCGAGAUCAGCAGCUCCUUGCGUAUUAUUCUUUGAUGAACUUGAUUCUAUCGCAAAAUCUCGAGGUGGCACAGUAGGAGAUGCUGGAGGAGCAGCAGAUCGUGUGAUAAAUCAAAUCUUAACUGAGAUGGAUGGAAUGGGAGCGAAAAAAAAUGUAUUCAUCAUAGGAGCUACUAAUCGACCUGACAUUAUUGAUCCCGCUAUUUUACGACCUGGUAGAUUAGACCAGUUGAUUUAUAUACCAUUGCCAGAUGAAAAAUCACGUGAAGCAAUUUUUAGAGCUAAUCUUCGAAAAUCACCAGUAGCCAUGGACGUUGAAUUAAGCUAUAUAGCUAAAGUAACACAUGGUUUCUCGGGAGCUGACAUAACGGAAAUUUGUCAACGUGCGUGUAAACUCGCUAUAAGACAAAGUAUUGAAACAGAAAUUCGAAGAGAAAAAGAACGUGCCAAUAAUCCAUCUGCAUCUAUGGAUGUAAAUAUAUAUAUGGACGAAGAUGAUCCUGUGCCAGAAAUAACCAGAGCACAUUUUGAGGAAGCAAUGAGGUUUGCUCGACGUUCGGUGUCUGACAAUGAUAUUCGAAAAUAUGAAAUGUUUGCACAAACGCUUCAGCAGUCACGCGGAUUCGGAACUAAUUUCAGAUUUCCGCAGAGCGGAGGAAGUGGUACCCAAGAUACAACGCAAGGUGAUCAAACCUUCCAAGAUGAUGGUGACGAUGAUCUUUAUAGCUAAGUCUUCGUGUCUUUGUACCUCAUUACAGCGAGCAUACGACAAAAGGGCCUGUUUCUGUUUUAUAGAAAAAACUUUGCGUUUACUAACAGACAAUGUGCAGAAACGAAUUUUAAGAAACUAAAAACUGUGAGAACACAAAUUUCUAUUUGAAAUUCAUAUUCUAAAAAAUCUAUGCAUUUGCAUGCAGUUUUUAUACACGUAAUUGGGGCAGCUCUUAAGUGAGGUAAGAUAAACAAAAUUUAGUUAAAAACCAUUUUUGAUAAACAAUUUUCGAGUUAAGCCACGUCUGAUGCUGAAUAAUUUAAACAUUAAAUAUAAAAUUUAUUUAAAUACAUUUCAAGUUAGUAUUUAAAUACAUUCCGUUGUUAUUUAUAUGUUUGAUAUUUCAAGUGUAAUAAAUGAUACAUAUAGGAUUUGGAAGUUAAAUAAUAAUUCUCUCAGUAAAAAUAUAGUUGUAAUUUAUUUGUAUGUACGACUGAUCUAUAGUUGUAAUACAUACUGCCCUGAUAUUUCAUCUCGUUUACAUGCUGCAUAGAAUCAUAAAUUUUCAAUCAUUUUUAUCUAUUCACUUUUACAUCCAUAUGAGCUAAAUGUAAUUCUAGCUCAUUUAGUAACAGUGUCAUAAAUUUCAAUGUAGAGAGAUAGACCCUUUUGUUAAGUUGCCUCUGAAUUCUAUAAUUACAUUUUAUUGUUCACACUCUAAGAUUACAGUAACGUGGGAGUUUAUGCAAUGUCAGUGAAAUUGUUGGAACUGGUGAUGUGUAUUGGUGAAUUUGCAGUCUGCUUGUAGUAGUAAAUUUACUUACAAAUUACCAAAGAAUCUUUUGAAACCUAUCAUUUUAGAAUAAAGUGUUAAAAUCAUACAUUUUAUUGCAUUAUUUAGAAUCUCAUGAUGAUUGGUCUUUUCAGAGAGCAAUACAGUAAAUAAAAUUAUAUUGGUAUGCAAUCCAAUAAAGUUAGACAGUUUAUAUACUUCUGA
Molecule: messenger RNA, 3516 nt
Organism: Megalopta genalis
Lineage: Eukaryota; Metazoa; Arthropoda; Insecta; Hymenoptera; Halictidae
Gene: TER94
Product: transitional endoplasmic reticulum ATPase TER94
Biological process (GO): mitotic spindle disassembly; retrograde protein transport, ER to cytosol; autophagosome maturation
Cellular component (GO): VCP-NPL4-UFD1 AAA ATPase complex; cytosol; nucleus
Molecular function (GO): ATP binding; ATP hydrolysis activity; polyubiquitin modification-dependent protein binding
Source: RefSeq, a predicted model, not a curated record